Messenger RNA from Merops nubicus (carmine bee-eater), 831 nucleotides. It is a transcript of the gene LRRC3, whose product is annotated as leucine rich repeat containing 3. The record is from RefSeq and is a predicted model, not a curated record. NCBI's taxonomy places the organism in Eukaryota, Metazoa, Chordata, Aves, Coraciiformes, Meropidae. Gene Ontology annotation, cellular component: plasma membrane. Gene Ontology annotation, molecular function: protein binding.
GAGAGGCAUUACAGGUGGGCAGAGGAGCCACCCUGCUGCAGCCACCAGGGAACUGCCAGCAGCCAUGCCAGGCUGCCCGGGUGCAAGAUGACCCUCAGGACCACACGGGCAGCCAGCUUAGCCCAGGCUUUCUUUUGCCUCCUGCUGCACAUCCCCUGGGGCAUCUCCUGCCCCCCGAGCUGCCAGUGCACCGAGCGGGCGGGGGCCAAGGCCGUCCUCUGCAGCUCCCAGCACUUGGAGGAGAUCCCCGAGGACAUCCCCAAAGACGCCGUGUUCCUCAAGCUGGAUGCUAACAGCAUCACCAGGAUCCCCAGCAACGCCUUCAGGCACCUCUCCCACCUGGAGGAACUCGACCUCUUUUAGAUCGACAGGGCAGCUUUCAAAGGGGUAGCCGCGGGGCUGAGGACCCUCGACCUCUCCGGCAACCGCAUCCGCAGCGUCCCCAAGGAGGCGCUGCUGGCGCUCAACGCCAGGCUCCGCCUGGCCAACAACCCCUGGCACUGCGAGUGUGCCUUGCAGGAGGUGCUGUGGGGGGCACGGCUGGACCCCGACUCCGUCCAGGACAUCACCUGCCACACGGCUCCACGCGAAGAGUACGUGGGCAAACCCCUGCUGCAGGUCCUGGACGCGGGGGUCAACUUCUGCAGCGUGCGUCAGAGGAGCACGGACGUGGCCGUGUUCAUCACCAUGUUUGGCUGGUUCACCAUGGUCAUUGUCUACGUCAUCUGCUACGUCCGGCACAACCGAGAGGACGCCUGCAAGCACGGGGCUCACCUGAAGCCCCCGCCGAGCGCCCAGGGUCCUGCAGAGGUCACCAGCACCGCCCUGUAG